AUUCAACUAUAGGAAAUGAAAACUUCGAACUACAAGCAUUAAGUCAUCUUUGAUUCCCAUGAAAAACCCAUUAAACUAGACAUGAAGACCUAUCAUAAAUAUAAAACCAAUAUUAUGCUUUAACCUAAAAUAUCUCCUAGAAAAACUGAUAAAGUAAUCUAUAAUUAAAAGAUGGUUAAUGAUUAUGUUGACAUUAUUAACCAUCGAUUGAAAUUAGUUGAUGCAGAUCUUGAUUCCAUGAAAAUUCAACAGAAAAAUAAUUCCAUGUAUAAAUCUAUAAGUUCAUAACAUACAAAAUAAAUAUCACUUAUUGAACCUAUUAAUACGGAUAAGCUUUAUAGUAAAACUAAUCUCGAUAAUCAUUCAUCAUUUAUAAAUAGUCGUAAGUCUCUAACUAAAGAAGAUAAAUUAUAUUUAUUAUCAGAUCCACUUCAAGAAAUGCUCAAAACAAGGCAAUCCAUAACUGAUUUAAGGGCAAUAGAAAUUGAAGGAGACGAAUUUACAUAACAAUAUAAGAAUAAAAUAAAUGAAGAUUAUGAAAAAGAAAUUUGUCGAAAAGAUAUGAUUCAAAGAAGGAUUUUUGAUAGUUAAUUAAAAUAUCAAGGAAACAACUCUAUCAAAUAAUUUAUAUUCCAAUAAAAUAUGAAAGCAUCACAAAAAUUUCAUACUGAACCUAUUGAUAAAAAUAUUCACAUAAUUAAAGAGUUCACUGUCGAUGAUAAAUUCGAAAAACCUAAGUUAUCCAAACUUAUUACCAAUAAUAAAAUGCAUCUGAAUGCUCUUAAAUCUACAGGUAUUAAGUCCUUUUAGGAAUCGGAAAACAAUUCUAGUGCUCAAAGAUUUGAAGAUUUAUAUAAAACAUGCAAUAAUUUCUAUAAGGAAUCUCGAUAAAUUAAAACAAAAAUUAUGAGACUUAAACGUUAAACAUGGAGGAAGUAUUAAAAAAUUUUAUAAAUUGGAGUGUCUUAGAAAGAAAUUAAAUAUGAUUGA
Molecule: messenger RNA, 990 nt
Organism: Paramecium sonneborni
Lineage: Eukaryota; Ciliophora; Oligohymenophorea; Peniculida; Parameciidae
Source: the annotation of a GenBank genome assembly